Moesziomyces antarcticus is the source of this 1332-nucleotide messenger RNA. RefSeq names its product ferredoxin reductase-like protein. The transcript has a single exon. Gene Ontology annotation, molecular function: oxidoreductase activity. NCBI's taxonomy places the organism in Eukaryota, Fungi, Basidiomycota, Ustilaginomycetes, Ustilaginales, Ustilaginaceae. The coding region runs from base 1 to 1332 and encodes 443 amino acids. The record is from RefSeq and is a predicted model, not a curated record.
AUGCAAAACCUGUUCGCUUCAGCACGGCUCACGAUUCGUGGAGUGCGCUCAGCACGCGCCUCUACUCAUGCUCCACACAACCUUGCUCCGCGCCUACCCCACGCCGGCCGCCCGCGACGCUUUGCCUCUUCCUCUUCGGGAUCCUCGUCGUCCUCGUCGUCUCCGCCGCCAAAGCACGUGGGGCCCAGCAUACCACACAUCCUACUCGCCUCGGCCGUCAUCAUUGCUGUUAUGCCUAAACUCCUCGAGCGCUAUGCUAAGCUUUCUGGCACCUCUCCGGGCUCGUCGCGCACGUCCAACUCGAUCCCCGGCAAGCUCGAGCCGCACACGCACCACCCCUUGGCACUCGCGGCAUCGAGCUUCUACCCCGACGCCAAGACGACGUCGAACCACAAGCUGUUGAAGAUCGCCCUGCCCGCGUCGGUGUUGGCGAACAGCAGGGGCGGGGAGGAUGAUCUGGCGCAGAGGCUGAGGAUUAGGAGCGUGUACAUCAAGGAGCCGAGCCUGGUGAUCGAGCGCGCGUAUACGCCGGUGUACGACUCGCUGCCCGGCACUGCGUCGCUGGCGAUGCAAGGCGCGACGAGAGCAGAAAAGGACUCGCUCGACUUGCUGGUCAAGCGCUAUCCGGAUGGAGAGCUGGGUCGGUUCUUGCACCGCGCGGUGCCGGACGCGAGCAUACCGCAGCUCGAAGUGCGCGGGCCCGUAGAUACGUGGUCGUUCGAGCGCGACUCGGCACCGCAGCUGCCGGAUCGGAUCGUGAUGCUUGUGGGCGGCACAGGUGUGACGCCUGCCUACCAACUGCUCACCAAUCUGUUUGGACACCCGAACAGGCCUGCUUCGCCGUACGCCGCAUCACCGCGCGUCGAGGUGCUGUACGCCAUGCCGGACCUGGACAACGCCUUGCUCGUGCCCCAGCUGCAUGCGCUGGCCAGUCGGAAUCCGGACAAAGUCGGCGUCAGUCUCUUCGCCGAACGCCUGCCCUCGACCAACUCCACGACAGCAGCGCUCGGGCAGCUGCAGACGCAAGCCGCCAAGCGCAGAAGCUGGCUUCCGUUCUUCGGCAGUGGCUCGAGUCUGGAUGCCAAGCUGCUACUCGGUGCGGAUGGCGCAUCGACGACGAUCCCCGUGUUUGAGUCGAGGAUCACGCAGGAUCACCUGCGCCGAACCCUCGCACCCACGCCGGCGUCGCGCACGCUCGUGCUCGUCUGUGGGCCCGACGGAAUGGUCACUGCGCUGGCAGGACCCAAGUCGCGCGACGGCCAGAGCCAGGGCGCUCUGAGUGGCACCCUCGCCCAUCUCGGCCUCAAACAGCAAGACGUAUUCAAGCUCUAA